GCGCCACUCUCGCACUGCCGCAGUCGGCUUCGUUGGUUGACAGAGUGCGUAAGAACUUUACGUGCGUUUUGCCUCUCGGAAAAGUGAAAAUUCAUCGGAAAAGCAUCGAUUCCGAUUGGAAAAUGAAAGGAGUCGAUAAGCGAGAAUCGUUCUGAAGAUGCGUUCGUUCCGCGGGUGCUCCAGCGUAUUUACGUUAUGUUUUUAGGUUAGGCGUCGCUCUGUGUGUGUGUGUGUGUCGCUUGCUCCGAAAUUUGUUUUUCUCUGUCUGCUAGUUAAACUACUUUGAAUUUUGAUUUUUUGACUGUAGAAUCAUGGCAUUGCACAGUGGACCUCCGAAGAGGAAGGAAAUUUACAAAUACGAGGCCCCAUGGCCCUUGUACAGCAUGAAUUGGUCCGUGAGGCCAGACAAGAGGUUUCGGCUGGCUCUUGGCAGUUUUGUAGAGGAAUACAAUAACAAGGUGCAGAUCGUUUCACUGGAUGAGGAAACGUCUGAGUUUGUUGCCAAGAGCACCUUUGAUCAUCCAUAUCCAACGACCAAAAUUAUGUGGAUUCCGGAUAGCAAAGGACUGUUCCCUGAUCUUCUGGCCACCUCUGGUGAUUACCUACGGGUCUGGCGAGCCGGCGAACCCGAGACUCGCAUGGAAUGCGUUUUGAAUAACAACAAGAACUCGGAUUUCUGCGCACCUCUGACUUCCUUCGAUUGGAAUGAAGUCGACCCGAACUUGAUCGGCACAUCUAGCAUAGACACGACCUGCACGAUUUGGGGCCUUGAAACCGGACAAGUACUUGGUCGCGUGAACCUCGUAACUGGUCACGUUAAAACACAGCUCAUAGCCCAUGACAAAGAAGUUUACGACAUAGCCUUCAGUCGAGCAGGUGGAGGUAGGGAUAUGUUUGCUUCAGUGGGUGCUGACGGUUCAGUACGCAUGUUCGACCUGCGGCACUUGGAGCACUCGACCAUCAUUUACGAGGAUCCGCAACAUACGCCGCUGCUGAGGCUCGCCUGGAACAAACAGGAUCCUAACUAUCUCGCCACCGUCGCGAUGGACGCCUGCGAAGUCAUCAUACUCGAUGUGAGAGUUCCAUGCACACCGGUCGCGAGGCUAAACAAUCACAGAGCAAGUGUGAAUGGUAUAGCCUGGGCGCCACAUUCGUCAUGUCACAUCUGCACAGCAGGCGAUGAUCACCAAGCCUUGAUCUGGGAUAUCCAGCAGAUGCCGCGAGCCAUAGAGGAUCCUAUCCUGGCUUACACAGCUGCCGAGGGCGAGGUCAAUCAGAUACAAUGGGGCGCGACACAGCCAGACUGGAUAGCCAUCUGCUAUAACAAGGCUGCGGAAAUUCUUCGAGUGUGAAUCCGUAUAACUCAACUUUUCUUUCGUUUAUUGUCAUUAUUAUUGCGAAUGUUCUGGACGAACGUUGGCUCGUCAAGUAGAACGGGGACGUCGUGACUUAUGUUGCCGGCUGAGUAAUCUAUGGGGUAAGAGGUCUUUUCUGAAUCUUUGAUUUUUUUUUUAUGUAGAGAGAUGACACUGUCAAUAACUUGUUAGAUUUACAGUCACUUCGAGUCCGAGUCUCACAAGUGAGGAAAUUACGAUCAUGUCACGGUUUUAAAAUACUUGUUAUAAAGUUAUCACAUAUCAGAGUUGGGUAUUUUCUGCAUGGUUGACAAAAUCUGAAUGUCCGAGUUGAAAAUGUACAAGCAUGAAGUUCCAGUUAUUAAAAACAAAAGAGUUUAUUUUCAAGUUUCGUUUCGCGUUCCGUUUUUACUCAGCCGGUGAAUCAAACAAUCAAUCAAGCAACUUCCGCAUACAGGAAAUCCUGUAAGCGAUGACGUUAUCGAUGUAUUUUAUUUCUUCGAUGAAGAUCACAAUAUUCUAUGUACGUAGUGUAUACCCUUGAAACUGACAAAGCACAGCAAGUUUCAGCUCCGAAGUGAUUUCGGAGUCUUGCGCACCAACUUUUGCGUUUCCUGCGACGCGGAAUGUCGAGAGGACGUGGAAUAAUUAUUACCGACUAUGUCGUGUUUGAUUUUUCAUACUGAGCAAUCCCAGUAAUUACGUGUAACAUUGUAAAAUGAUGGAAUUCUGAUCAUCGCGCUCGUUCAAUAACUACCAAUGCCAAACAUUUUACAGUGCUGCAUGUGGAUAAUAAUCGCACGAAUGAGAUGAGAAGUGUUUUGUCGGUAGUGUAAUCGAAUUAUCCUCUAGAAUUGUAAAAAAAUAUUUCUGUUCCAUUUUGGGACACGACGUGAGGAAGGGUUAGGAAAGUGAAUGAAAAAAGAGAAGGAAAAUAAUCAAUUUCGCUAUAAUUAAUCGAUCAGUGACUGAAGCGACUUUUAUAUUAUGAAACAAUGACGCGAGUCAGGCAAUGUAGGAUUUAUGAUUGUUAUUGUCCUUUAAUUUAGCGUAUGGAUAAGAGAAAGGAAUUUUCGAAAACAUAGUGUGUAGAGAACAAUGUAUAUGUAUAGGCGUAGUAGUAUUUGACAUGUAUUACGAUGAAAUGCGAAUGUAUUGUACAGGCUGCGCGAAAUAAUGCAUAUAUAACUUUGUAAGAUUAUAAUGACUUGUAUUUGCGUGUUCGUACAACAUGUAUAAUGAUGCGAGAGCAAAAACAAUGUAGCAGCAAACAUAAACUUUUUAUUAAGAAUAAUUAUGUAACACUGUGUAACCAGUCGUAAUACAAUUUUUUAUGCACGCUUAAGGCGUA
Messenger RNA from Nasonia vitripennis (jewel wasp), 2706 nucleotides. RefSeq names its product DDB1- and CUL4-associated factor 7 (gene wap). NCBI's taxonomy places the organism in Eukaryota, Metazoa, Arthropoda, Insecta, Hymenoptera, Pteromalidae. Bases 312 to 1352 code for a protein of 346 amino acids. The record is from RefSeq and is a predicted model, not a curated record. The transcript is spliced from 5 exons. Gene Ontology annotation, cellular component: nucleus. Gene Ontology annotation, molecular function: protein binding.